This is a messenger RNA of Myxocyprinus asiaticus (Chinese sucker), 6694 nucleotides long. RefSeq names its product C-Jun-amino-terminal kinase-interacting protein 4-like. The transcript has 32 exons. Gene Ontology annotation, molecular function: signaling receptor complex adaptor activity; JUN kinase binding; kinesin binding. Gene Ontology annotation, biological process: vesicle-mediated transport. The coding region runs from base 223 to 4194 and encodes 1323 amino acids. Gene Ontology annotation, cellular component: cytoplasm. Lineage: Eukaryota; Metazoa; Chordata; Actinopteri; Cypriniformes; Catostomidae. The record is from RefSeq and is a predicted model, not a curated record.
CUCAGCUGUUGUGAGUGGGGCGACCGCGGGAAAAUAUUCCACGUAAUACAUCGGCCAGUUCCAGGGAGGGAGGGACUCUGGACUUGCGUGGGAUCAUCGGGAGCACGUUUCACAGAAUACAACGGAAAUAUAUUCGCAAUAAUUCUUCAGAAAUAACCCAAGGCGCGUUGGGUCGGAAUAGAGGAGGUUUCAGUCUAGGACAGUCUUACGAGGGGCAGGAAAAUGGAGUUGGAUGACGGAGUUGUGUACCAGGACGACCCGGUGACAUCGGCGAUUAUGUCGGAGCGCGUCUCGGGCCUGGCCAACUCCAUCUACCUCGAAUUCGAGAGACUCAUCCGCAAAUACGACGAGGACGUGGUGAAAGAGCUCAUGCCGCUGGUCGUGGCGGUACUGGAGAACCUGGACACUGUGUUCGCCGAGAACCAGGAGCACGAAGUGGAGCUCGAGCUCCUCAAGGAGGACAACGAGCAGCUGAUCACUCAGUAUGAACGCGAGAAAGCGCUCAGGAAGCACGCAGAGGAGAGGUUCAUUGAAUUUGAAGAUUCUCAGGAACAGGAGAAAAAAGAUUUGCACAAUCAUCUGGAGAGUUUGGGGUCACAUUCCCAUCAACUGGAGCUGAAGAUCAAGAACUAUGCUGACCAGAUAAGUCGAUUAGAGGAGCGAGAGGCUGAACUCAAGAGAGAAUAUAAUUCCCUUCAUCUGCGGCACACAGAGAUGAUCCAUAACUACAUGGAACAUGUUGAACGCAACAGGCUGCAGCAGACCGGAGGAGAGACCUCUGACACAGGAACAAUGGGCAGAGUUCGAAAAGAGCGUCCCCUGUCUCUGGGAAUCUUUCCCAUGUCAGGUGGAGGCAGUUCACUGACGUCUGAUGCCCAGGGAAGAGUAGAGACUCCUGGGAUGGAGGGGUGGAGAUUCAACCAACUCACUCAUCAACGCUCCAACACUAGCCUCAAGUUGGAGUCGGAGAGCACUCCAAAGAAAAGGGAUGGUAAGGAUAUUCUGGAAGCUUGGGAUGCGCUGGCGAACCACUGCAAGGAUGAGCUCUCUGACCUCAGCCAGGGGGGUUCAAAGUCCAUCACGCCAAUGUCCACCACGGCCUCAGAUCUGGCCCUGGACUCCCAUAGAGAGGAUGGAGAUGGAUUCUGGAAGAACACAGAAGUUCAGGCUGUUCCAGGUACCAGGAACGUCUCCGCGGGUCUGGCUGAUAAUGAAGAGAAGUCAGAUGUUCAGGCUAUUAUUGAGUCCACACCAGAGCUGGACAUGGACCUUAGUGGAUACAAAGGAGCAAGCACUCCGAACCGAGGUAUUGAGAACAUGGCGUUUGACCGGAACACAGACUCUCUGUUUGAAGAGGUGUCGUCAGCGGGCUCGGGUUUGAUUGGAGAUGUGGACGAGGGAGCAGAUCUGUUGGGCAUGAGUCGUGAGGUGGAGAACCUCAUUCAGGAAAAUGUGCAAUUGUUAGAGACAAAAAAUGCCCUGAACGUGGUAAAGAACGAUCUGAUCGCUCGUGUGGAUGAGCUGUCAUGUGAGAAGGAGGUUCUUGAGGGAGAACUGGAUGCCGUUCUGCAGGCCAAAGCCAAACUCGAGGAGAAGAACAAACAGCUGCAGGAAGAACUCAAAAAAGUGAAAGCAGAGUCGGAGGUGGCUAAACAGAAUAAUAAUAAAGAUGAAGAUGAGAGUGAUGUUCCCACAGCGCAAAGGAGAAGGUUCACACGGGUGGAGAUGGCUCGCGUUUUGAUGGAGAGAAACCAGUACAAAGAGAGACUGAUGGAGCUGCAGGAGGCCGUAAGGUGGACCGAGAUGAUCCGAGCUUCAAGGGAAAACUCGGAGGUUGCCGAGAAGAAGAGAUCAAGCAUCAGGCAGUUCUUCAGCCGUCUGUUCAGUUCCUCCAGUUCUUCUACGUCGAGCAACACAGCGAGGACUCUCCCGUCCAACGUCAAGUACAACCCACCCAUCAUCAUGAAAAAGAGCAAUACGUUCUCCCAGUUCCCCAGAGAAAAGUCCAAAGCUUUUGACUUCCUCAAAGAAGACAGGGACUCGAGCGGUUCUCUGUCCCGCCGCGAGCAGAAGCGAGCUCAGUACCAGCAUGUAAAAGCCCACGUGCAAAAGGAAGACGGCAGGGUGACGGCUCACGGCUGGAGUCUCCCGGGCAAAUACAAGGUUGCCAAUGGAGGUCAUGCACUGAACAAAAUUAACUUGCCUGUUCCUGUGUGUCUCAAGCCACUGGAACAAAAAGAUACUUCAAUGAAGCUCUUGUGUGCAGUUGGAGUGAAUCUCUCGGGUGGAUGGCCCAGUGAGGAAAGCUCCGGUGUUAGUGUUGAAAUGUCUGUGGCUGAGACCAGGGCCUCCAAACAGAAGAAAGGAUCUCAGAACAGUCUGGAUCAACUGGAGCAGGAACCAAAGGAUCAGGAGAGGGAACAGACAGUGCAGGUGGAGAUGUCCAGUCGAGUUUGGAUCUGUACGAGCACUCACUCCUCCACUAAAGUGAUGAUCAUGGAUGUGACGCAGCCCUCUGAUCUGCUGGACAGCUUCUAUGUCUGUAACUCAUGUGUGCUGUGUAUCGCCAGUGUACCAGGUGUUUUGGAAACAGACUAUCCUGCAGGGGAAGAGAUUCCUCAGGACCUUGAGGCAGUUCCAGACGGUUUAUUGGCCAGUCACAGCUCACAGGGAAGUGAGGGAGUAUUGAGUGACGUGUCAGUGGUUGGCUGCGGUGCUGAGGAGUCCAGCUCAGGAUCUCAGACUGGCAGCACAGGAGCCAAUGAACAAUCAGCAGAACACAGUCCUGUCAAAGGCAGUGUAAAUCUCUCUAGAGCUCCCAGUGAAGAUGGAGUCCCUGCAGCAGAGGAAGCCAUGGAGGCCACUGAGGAAGACCAUGAGAGCCCGGGACAGGACACCAGUCAGCCAGGAAUCUACACAGAACAUGUGUUCACCGACCCACUGGGAACAGAGUCUUCUGGGGCUUCAACAGGCACUGAUAACCAGAAGGAGUCAGAUCAGGACAGGGAUGAUGCGCCGCAAGGCGGCAAGACAGAUCUGGCGAGAGAGGAGACCCAGCGGAUGAGCAGCACACUCCCUACCAUGUGGAUGGGGGCCCAGAAUGGCUGUUUGUACGUGCACUCAUCCGUUGCUCGGUGGAGAAAGUGUCUCCAUGCUGUCAAGCUGAAGGAUUCCAUCUUAAAUAUUGUACAUGUGAGGGGACGUGUUUUAGUGGCUCUUGCUGAUGGUACACUGGCCAUCUUCCACAGAGGUCUUGACAACCAAUGGGAUUUAACCAACUAUCACCUCCUGGACCUCGGCCGACCGCAUCACUCUAUCCGCUGCAUGACUGUGGUGCAUGAUAAGGUGUGGUGUGGCUACAGGAAUAAGAUCUAUGUGAUCCAGCCAAGAGCCAUGAAAAUAGAGAAGUCUUUUGACGCCCACCCACGUAAGGAGAGCCAGGUGCGUCAGCUGGCCUGGGUAGGUGAUGGUAUCUGGGUCUCCAUCCGUCUAGACUCCACCCUCCGUCUCUUCCACGCUCACACCUUCCAGCAUCUGCAAGACGUUGACAUUGAGCCUUACGUCAGCAAAAUGCUGGGUACGGGAAAACUUGGCUUCUCUUUCGUGAGGAUAACAGCUCUGAUGGUGUCCUGUAACCGGCUGUGGGUGGGAACAGGAAAUGGUGUCAUCAUCUCCAUCCCACUGUCAGACUCAGUAAUGGGACAGAGGACAAUGAGGAACUCCAGAGCAGUAGGUCAGAGUGGAGUUCUAGGUCAGAGGGCAGCUCGUAAGACUGUAGGAGCGAUCGCCUGUCGUCCAGGUGGGGCAGUGAGAGUGUACGGCAAUGAAACCGCAGAUGAUGCGGUGAUGGGGUCGUAUGUACCUUACUGCUCCAUGGCACACGCUCAGCUCUGCUUUCACGGUCAUAGGGACGCUGUAAAAUUUUUUGUUACUGUUCCAGGUCAGGUAAUUGUGCCAGGAGCUGCAGGAUCUGAUGGUGUGAUUGAAAACUCUGAUGCUUCAAAUAGCAAGAACACGCUCAUUAUGAGCGGAGGAGAAGGAUACAUUGACUUCAGAAUCGGUGAUGAGGAUGCUGGUUUGGGGCGAGAUGAGGAUGAGGACUCGGAGGAACCCACUUUGAAACUGCAGUCGGCUCCUGCCAAACCUGAGCGCAGUUAUGUUAUAGUUUGGCAGGUGGCAUUAGGCAGUGAGUGACUGACAAAUCACUGCUGCGGGUUUAACAGAGAACUCGACGUCUAGGUCAGCCCCACAUGGGCUUAUUAUUUUACAAAAUACUUUUCAUCUUAUUAAUACAGAUAUUAUUAUUACAUCACAAUGAGUUCUUCAGUAUUAGUUUAAAGGUAUAUUUAACUGUUUUGUUUUAUAUGAAUUUGGCUUUUAUACUUAAUGGGACUCAGUGAAAAGAAGUCAGUGCUGAAAUGAAGGAACAAAAUGAUGACUUGAAGGACAACACUAAAAGCGCAAGUCCGUCCACAACUGUAUCACAAAUGUCACUUUUUCUGUGUUAAAAAGUCUGGAAAAUUCUGUUCUAACAGUUUACAACUUGGCCAAGUGUGUCACUACUUUGAGGUGAAGUGUGUAAUUUCCAUUCCACUAGCGUCACCAAAUGGAAUUGCAAAGAUAAUGACUUUUUCAAACAGGUUUCCCAAACACUACUCUGUUUGCCAUUGGUCGAUCAAAAAGAAAGUCCCACCCCAAGGUCAUGCCAUUGGUUGAGCCAAUGUUGCUGUUUCAUGCCGGUCAGGAUGCAAAAACAAACAAAACAAAGUCUUUGAAUGGCUUUCAGUUGUCUCUGUAUAUUAAUCUGAGAUAGAAGGAAGUAUUUUUACAUCGUGACAAACACAUCACCUCUUUUUUGCGUCGUCUUAUAUUGAUCAGCGACAGAUGGAGAGAUUUUCUCUGCACUAUGGCAGUGGGAGCAUUGUGUAGUUCUUGUAUACAGAAACUCAGAGAGCUAUUUUUGCUAUCUGUACGGCAUAGAUAUUGUGAGUGGUGUCUCAGCACCUUAAGGCAUGGUGUGUGCAUCUGUAUGCGUGCUCCUAGUGUGAUUUCUCGCCUGCAUUAGUCUUGUAUCAUUCCUAAAAAGAGCCCUGGAGCUCUUUUGUGUAAAAUGUGUUAGAAGCAUAGGGCUUCCCUCAUGCUAGAGCUUGCUGGCACUUUGAAGAACAAACAUAGACAAACUUUAAAAUGAGCUAACUUCUGGAAAGAACAACAUCUGAUAGCAUUUAUUUCAGUUGAGAGGGUCUGCCCUUUUACCAAAGGAUGAAAUGUAGAAAUAACAAAAACUAAACAGCCUAAUUUUUGUAACUCUCAUAUUUUGCAUUGCCAAGGCUUUUUGAUGUUAUGUGAUUCUCUUGAAUGGACACAGAUGGAUGAAAUUUGCAACAAAAAAAGUAAAAAAUAAAAUAAAUGACAGGGAUUGUAUAACAUAUUUGUUUAACUUGUGUCAAAUAUUCUUUUCUUUUUUUUUUUUUUUUUGCGUCAGCACUAAGCAUCUAAUUAAUGUCAGUCUUGUCUAAAGUUUGUUUAAAGCCAGUGUUCCCUUGUCCAUAAUUGAGUGUGUGCAGUAUGUACAGUGGCCCCUAAAAGUAUUUUGACACUUAGGCCACAGAUCAAAAUGCAUGAAUGUCAUUGCAUUAGGUAACAAAAUGUCAAACUAAGUGGCAUCAUGUGGAUGAAUAAAGUCAGAUCCCAUCAAGUUCACACAGGUAAAAAAAGUGUAGUUCAUUACAUUAACUAUGGACAUGUUCCACUAACGUUUGACAACCAGAAAGUGUCCAAAUAUACAGUUUGAAUGGUAUAUCUGUUGUUUUAUACAUUUUAAACUUUAAUCUUGUUAAAAGUGUACCAUAUUCUAUUUACAGUAAAUGCAACUUGGUUUGUUAUCUUAUGCAAAGUCAUUUUUAACUGACCUACAUGUUCGAAUAAUUUUUGGGGCCACUAUAUUCUCAGUUUUCUAAUUCUAAUCAGAGCUUUGUGCUCAUUUUGUAUUUGGUCUGUAAGACACUUUCAUCUGUAUCUUUAUGUCUUGUUGAAACAAAUGCAAUGUUAAUGUUGGAGUUUUUAUGUGUAAAUGGGAAAAACUGUUUGGGCUAUGUUUUUUUCCAAUUUUUUUUUUUUUUUUUUUUUGCUAUUCUGACACAUAAAGGGAAUCUUUAUAUCAUUGUUGCCAUUCCAGUAUUUAUUUUUUGUAAUGAACUUUGCGGUUCAGAAUGUAACUUUUACAUGCUUAUGAACAAGAACAGUAUUGUUUCUUUUAAAUCAGACACUUUUACGAAGCGAUUAUGUGGUGUUUUCAUGUUGAAGGAUUUUGAUUAAUAAUGUUGACAGCAUUAGACAGCAUGUGACAUAUAACCUCUGUUGAUCAUUUGGAAAUCACCACUUAUUGUAUGAAGCUAUGCAUGUUUUUUUUAUUUUAUUUUUUUUAUAUAAAGUACACUGCAGUUUGUUUAUUAAAAUUUCUGUUUAUUGCCACCUUUUUGGGUGGUUGGUUGUAUAUGUGUGUGUGCAUCAAAUUGGGAAAUGUGAAUGGAUUUGUAUGCGUGGGUGUGCGUGUGUUGUCGCUAUUUCCCUUCAGAUUUUACUGGACUUGUUGUGCAUGCCACAGCUUGUCAUUAUUGUGUUUUCUCUUGUAAAAAUUUUGCUAAAACUGCAUCAUAGCAUUAUUUUAAAAAUCUAUUAAACUCAUUUUAAU